AGAGUCCCAAGAGUGAAGCUCACCAUGGGCCAGCUUGGCUCCGUCCAGUCAGACUGAAGCCAAAAGGGGAAGAAAACUACAUGAUGUCGAUUCCCCCUGAAGAUCUUUAGUGAAGUCACAGGCUAAAUAUUAUGCAAGAAAACCCUCCAGAACUUGGGGGCCUAUCAAAGAAGCAUGACUCACCUCCUAAGAUCCAUUUUAAGGAUGAAGAUAAUGUUCAAUAUAACAGAUUUGAGAAUGAAAGAGAAAAGUAGAAGUCUGCUUAUUUUUAAAAUGGUGCUUAAAACAUUAGAAUUCAUAACUGAGGAGCCAGCGCGGUGAGGACCAUGUUGCUUCCGAACAUCCUGCUCACCGGUACACCAGGGGUUGGAAAAACCACGCUAGGCAAAGAACUUGCAUCAAGAUCCGGACUGAAAUACAUUAAUGUGGGUGAUUUAGCUCGAGAAGGGCAGUUAUAUGAUGGCUAUGAUGAAGAGUAUGAAUGCCCCAUUUUAGAUGAAGAUAGAGUAGUUGAUGAAUUGGAAAGCCAAAUGAGUGAAGAUGGAGUUAUUGUUGAUUACCAUGGUUGUGAUUUCUUCCCUGAACGCUGGUUUCAUAUAGCUUUUGUGCUGCAAGCAGGUAACAGUGUAUUGUACAAAAGACUUGAAACAAGGGGUUAUAAUGAAAAGAAACUAAAAGACAAUAUUCAGUGUGAAAUUUUUCAAGUUCUUUAUGAAGAAGCAUUAGCAUCCUACAAGGAAGAAAUAGUACAUCCACUGCCCAGCAAUAAACCAGAAGAUCUAGAAGAUAAUAUCAAUCAGAUAUUGAAGUGGGUUGAGCAGUGGAUCAAGGAUCAGAGCUCCUGACUUACAAGACUGGCC
Messenger RNA from Mustela erminea (ermine), 860 nucleotides. RefSeq names its product adenylate kinase isoenzyme 6-like. Gene Ontology annotation, cellular component: nucleus; cytoplasm. Lineage: Eukaryota; Metazoa; Chordata; Mammalia; Carnivora; Mustelidae. The record is from RefSeq and is a predicted model, not a curated record. The transcript has a single exon. Gene Ontology annotation, molecular function: ATP hydrolysis activity; ATP binding; AMP kinase activity. The coding region runs from base 327 to 845 and encodes 172 amino acids.